This is a messenger RNA of Parascedosporium putredinis, 273 nucleotides long. NCBI's taxonomy places the organism in Eukaryota, Fungi, Ascomycota, Sordariomycetes, Microascales, Microascaceae. The record is from the annotation of a GenBank genome assembly.
AUGUCCAAGUACUCGUACCAACAGACCGACGACGUGGCCUCGGACGACCUUCCUCAGGGCGCUCCUGACGGCCAGGUUUCCGAUAAUAGCUACGCCAGGCCCGGUGGUCGUAACGAACCGAUUCCGGUAGUCAAGGACGAGGCUUCGAUCGAAGACCCCAUCAAUGAAAGCAACGCUGACUCGGAUCAGCAACUUGAGAGAGAUGAGGGAGGCUAUCGACAGGUCCAACAUCAUGAAAGACAGGACCAGAGGGGCCCAGCCUCUCGGCGGUGA